AUGUCUCGCCAGUGUAUUGCAAGGAACCAGUGCAAAACUGGGUUCAGUGCCGCUUCUGCCUUCAUCCCAAAUGCCUGCAGCACCAGCUUCAUCUCACGUUCAACUUCCCAAGGUGGAAGCUGCGGCACCGCUGCUGGGUAUGGAAGAUUUGGUGGAGGUUUUGGAAGCAGGAGCCUCUACAAUGUCGGUGGAUGCAAUAGGAUCUCCGUAGCUGGAAGGGGUGGUGGCUUCUAUGGACCUGCAGGUUUUGGUGCUGGCACUGGAAUUUCCUAUGGUUUUGGUGGCGCAUCUGGUGGUGCCUUUGGGUUUGGUGGUGGCAUGGGUGGCCCUGGAUUCCCUGCUGUUCCGACUGGGGGCAUCCAUGAAGUCUCCGUCAACCAGAGCCUUCUGAAACCUCUCAACCUGGAGAUUGACCCCAACAUCCAGAAUAUCCGUAAGGGUGAGAAGGAACAGAUCCAAACCCUCAACAACAAAUUCGCCUCCUUCAUCGACAAGGUCCGAUUCCUUGAGCAACAAAACAAGGUCUUGGAGACCAAGUGGGCCAUUCUGCAAGAACAGGGGAACAAAACCGUUAGAAACAACAUUGAGCCCCUCUUCGAGACCUACAUCAGCAACCUCAGGAGACAGCUGAACAGCUUGCUGGCGGACAGGGAGAACCUGGGAGGUGAACUGAAUAAGGUGCAAAGCCUUGCUGAGGACUUCAAGAACAAAUAUGAAGAAGAGAUCAACAAGCGCACAGCUGUCGAGAACGAAUUUGUGAUCCUGAAGAAGGAGGUGGAUGCUGCCUACAUGAACAAGACCGAGCUGCAAGCCAGGCUGGACUCCCUCAUGGAGGAGAUAAAUUUCCUCAGAGCCCUUUAUGAAGCAGAAUUGUCUCAGAUGCAGACCCAGAUCUCUGACACCUCUGUCAUCCUGACCAUGGACAACAACCGCAGCCUGGACAUGGACAGCAUCAUUGCAGAGGUCAAAGCUCAGUACGAGGAGAUCGCCAACAGGAGCCGAGAGGAGGCCGAGUCUUGGUACCAGUCCAGGUACGAGGAGCUGCAGGCUACCGCAGGCAGGCACGGGGACGACCUCCGCAACACCAAACAGGAGAUCUCUGAGCUCAACCGCCACGUCCAGAGGCUGCGGUCUGAAAUCGACAGCGUGAAGAAACAGUGCGCCAGUCUGCAGACAGCCAUCGCAGAUGCUGAGCAGCGUGGGGAGAUGGCCCUCAAGGAUGCCAAAGCCAAACUGGCUGAGCUGGAGGAUGCUCUGCAGAAAGCCAAGGCAGACCUGGCCCGGCAGCUGCGCGAGUACCAGGAGCUGAUGAACGUCAAGCUGGCCCUGGACAUCGAGAUCGCGACCUACAGGAAGCUGCUGGAGGGCGAGGAGUGCAGGCUCUCUGGAGAAGGUGCUGGUGCAGUGAAUAUCUCUGUGACCAGAACCACUGUAGGAUCAGGAUAUGGAAGUGGAAACUCUCACAGCUUUGGGGGUAGCAGCGGUAUUGGAGGUGGGGUCUGUGCUGGAGGAAUGGGCUUUGGCUCGUUCGGCUCAAGCAGACAAGGCAUGGCCGGGUCAUGCGUGGUUGGUGGAAGCAGUUCCAGCAUGAAGUACGUCUCCACCACCUCUUCAAGCAAGAGAUGCUACUAAAGUCAGACAUCAGCACUGCUAGCCCGUGUGCACCAAGCUUCCUCUCCUGCUGUGUGCAAUCUUUACUCUGUUACUUGCAAAAGGUUUGGAAGUCAAA
Messenger RNA from Cygnus atratus (black swan), 1729 nucleotides. RefSeq names its product keratin, type II cytoskeletal 5-like. Gene Ontology annotation, cellular component: keratin filament. The record is from RefSeq and is a predicted model, not a curated record. Lineage: Eukaryota; Metazoa; Chordata; Aves; Anseriformes; Anatidae. The transcript has 9 exons. Gene Ontology annotation, biological process: keratinization; intermediate filament organization. Bases 1 to 1632 code for a protein of 543 amino acids. Gene Ontology annotation, molecular function: structural constituent of skin epidermis.